Messenger RNA from Arvicola amphibius (Eurasian water vole), 3727 nucleotides. It is a transcript of the gene Cds2, whose product is annotated as CDP-diacylglycerol synthase 2. The transcript has 14 exons. The record is from RefSeq and is a predicted model, not a curated record. NCBI's taxonomy places the organism in Eukaryota, Metazoa, Chordata, Mammalia, Rodentia, Cricetidae. Bases 511 to 1614 code for a protein of 367 amino acids. Gene Ontology annotation, cellular component: endoplasmic reticulum membrane. Gene Ontology annotation, molecular function: phosphatidate cytidylyltransferase activity.
UGCUGGGCGGGGCCGGGCUCGGGACUAGCGGCGCGGCUGCAGGAACUGUGCGAGGCUUUGCGGGGCUGCGAGGCGCUCGGGCCCGCGGAGAGGCCGUGCGCGCUGAGUCGACCUCCGCGGCCACGGCGCUGCUCGUCCUGGGUGACGUCGCGCCUUGGUCCCCAGCAUGACCGAGCUACGGCAGAGGACUGUCCACGAGGACGCACCGCCUGAGGACAAGAUGAAAAAGAUGAAGUCCAAGAUGACUUGAUUUCUCCCAGGAUCAUGGCUUGUGCUGUUUGUCUUGUUCCCAUGUCGUCUUCUUCCUGAGAUGAAGAGUGUCUUGUUUAGAAGGAAUUGGAGUCAGAAGCGAAGAUAGAUGGAGAGACUGCAUCAGACAGUGAGAGCCGAGCAGAAGCAGCUCCCCCACCAGCCUCCAUAGAUGACACCCCAGAGGUCCUUAACAGGGCCCUUUCCAACUUGUCUUCAAGAUGGAAGAACUGGUGGGUGAGAGGCAUCCUGACUUUGGCCAUGAUUGCUUUUUUCUUCAUUAUCAUUUACCUGGGACCAAUGGUUUUGAUGAUGAUUGUGAUGUGUGUUCAGAUUAAGUGUUUCCAUGAGAUAAUCACUAUUGGCUACAAUGUAUACCACUCCUAUGACCUGCCCUGGUUCAGGACCCUCAGCUGGUACUUUCUUCUGUGUGUAAACUACUUCUUCUAUGGCGAGACAGUGACGGAUUACUUCUUCACUCUGGUCCAAAGAGAGGAGCCCUUGCGAAUUCUUAGUAAAUACCACCGAUUCAUUUCCUUUACCCUGUAUCUCACAGGGUUCUGCAUGUUUGUGCUGAGUCUAGUUAAGAAGCAUUACCGACUGCAGUUCUACAUGUUUGGCUGGACCCAUGUGACCUUGCUUAUUGUCGUAACCCAGUCACAUCUUGUUAUCCAUAACUUGUUUGAAGGAAUGAUAUGGUUCAUUGUUCCCAUUUCGUGUGUCAUCUGUAAUGAUAUUAUGGCCUAUAUGUUUGGCUUUUUCUUUGGUCGGACUCCGCUCAUUAAGCUCUCUCCGAAGAAGACCUGGGAAGGCUUCAUUGGGGGCUUCUUUGCCACUGUGGUGUUUGGCCUUCUGCUCUCCUAUGUGAUGUCUGGGUACAGAUGCUUCGUCUGUCCUGUGGAAUACAACAAUGACACCAACAGCUUCACGGUGGACUGUGAGCCAUCUGACCUCUUCCGCCUGCAGGAGUACAACAUCCCUGGAGUGGUCCAGUCGAUAGUUGGCUGGAAAACAGUGAGGAUGUACCCUUUCCAGAUCCACAGCAUCGCGCUCUCCACCUUUGCCUCCCUCAUCGGUCCCUUUGGAGGAUUCUUCGCAAGUGGAUUCAAACGAGCCUUUAAAAUCAAAGACUUUGCCAAUACCAUCCCUGGUCAUGGAGGCAUCAUGGAUCGCUUUGACUGCCAGUACCUGAUGGCCACCUUUGUCAAUGUGUACAUUGCCAGCUUUAUCAGGGGCCCAAACCCGAGCAAACUGAUUCAGCAAUUUCUGACGUUGCGGCCAGAUCAGCAGCUCCACAUCUUCAAUACGCUCAAGUCUCACCUGACUGACAAGGGGAUUCUGACCUCUGCCUUGGAAGAUGAGUAGUGUCCACCCAGGGCCAGGAGAGCCGGAGCAGGACUGAAUGAGAGGGGCAGGUCACCAAGGCCAGCCCAAAUGCUGUGACUUAGAUAAUGAAAAGCUAGAACUCACUGUCUUUUUUUCCCUCCCUUUUAAAUUUGUGAGUUUUGUUUUUUAAAAAUCUGUAUAUACAGUCUGUUUAUAGUGUGGGCUGUGAGUAAGUUAUAGCUUUGAGUUGCAAAGAAGUCACAGGGAAGAACCAUUUGGGUUUCUUAAAUACAGGUAUUGAACAACAUGAAAGACAGUGUUGCCCAGCUCUGGGUCUGCUUGGUGGUUCUAACCCCCACCCAUCUAGUUUCUGGGCUAUCUGAGAGGUUCAUCUAACUAGUAGAGAGACUCUCCCACCUGCACAGCUUCAUGGCCUCAUUGCUUUUGCUUGACACCUUUCACUGGGGCUUCUGCAGCAUCCCUGCUGGGAGCAGUGGAGGGCUGCCCUCUGUAGAACUGAGGGGGGAGGCUUACUGAUCAGAUAAGCGUCUAAAAUCCUGCAGAGGGCACAGGAGCUCUGCUCCUAGUGUGCGUUCACCAUACAGACUGAAAGAAGAUUUCAGGCUUCAUUUUUCUCAGAAAGUGUGAAGAAUUGAUGAACUCUGAAAGAGAACCCCACACUGUAGUGUUUCAGGUAUAAGCAGUAGAAUGCACUGUCACAGCCUUCCCCACCACGCAGACUCCAAGGACUUCUGGAGGAGGUCCUGCAGACCGUGUCUUUCAGAGCUGAGGCCCUCACAUUUGUGCUGUGGGUUUGCUGCUGCUGAAUUCAUCUGGGGACUUGUGAGGGGUGGGGAGCAGAGAGCUUUGGUUCAUGUACCCCUUGCCUAGAAGCCCACUUGUGUUGCUGCUGUGUUGUGUACAUAGUACUCUUGAGGUGAGUGUGUGUCUGUGUGUUUAGAAGUCUCUUGUUUCCUACGUGGUUUCAGUCAUAUCCUGACUUCCUCACAGAGUCCCUGAGUCCUGCUCGGUACUACGGCAAGGCUAAUCUUCUCAAGGCUCAUUGUAUACUUUUUAUGAAAUGUGACCAGUGUAGAUGUAGUUUAUAUGUUUCUGGGACCUCUUGCUGUUGUUUGUGUAAGCUGUGAUUGUUCUUUUCCUUCCUAAGCAUAAGCUGAAAUUGAUAAGUUGAGAGGCUGGAUCUUUGUCAGACCCAGGCACAGGUGGCAGAGAAAGAACUUGUCCCCAAGCAUGUUAACACCAUGGCCAUAGUGUAUCCACUGCUGAGGAGGGUGCCAGACUUGCUUUAAGCACAUUGGUCUGUGCCAGCUUGUUUUCAAGUUAGCCUUUCUAUCUCCUCCAAUAAACAGACAGCUCUCAGAGUGUCUGUCGUGCGCCACCAUGCGCCCCACAUGGGAGUGAGGGUGGAACGGCUUUUUGGCUCUGAGCUUCGACUUCCACGUCAGCCUUGUGGCUUUUCUUUCUCAGCUCCCAGGGCUGCAUUGAACUCCCUGAUGCCUUGGGUUUGGGUUGUGUGGCCUUGGCUGGGAAGCUUUGCUCUCAGGGUUCUCCUUUUCUGACUUACCCUGGAAGUUCACCAAUUCUGUAACUCUCCAGAGAAGUUCCUGUCACUAGAGGCCCCUGUUGCUAUUGAGUCAUUGUCUUAGGCACCCAAAAAAGGAAAUACACUCGGGUGUAUUUUACAAAUGCUCUUAGGACGAGUCAGUGUCUUCUUAAGAUUUUCAGUGGUAGUUAGGAACGAGACUGUACUUUUCUGACUGAAAAUGACCUUGGUUCACCAGACUAGAUAGAGAAGGCACUCCAGUCCCCAGCAGCCAAGACUCACUCUUGAGCAGCAGCAGUUGAGGGGGUGGUUGCUGGUGCCUAAAACACUGAAAGUCAGUGCUCACUGGAGCUGCCAGCCAGAGGUCUUUAUUCUUUUGUGAGUUCCUGGGAAACAGGAGAAUUUCCCAGUCAAGUACCAGGAGAGCAGUGUCACUGUGUGUCUGUACAACAUGUUGUUUGUCCCAUUAAGUAGGCAGGAUCCGAGAGACUACUUUAACACGUACCGUGCAGGUCUCAGUGGCUCACAUAACUUGCUUUACACUCAUUUUGUCAGAAAUAAAAUUUUUGUGCCUUUCCUUGUCAUGAA